Molecule: messenger RNA, 2852 nt
Organism: Schistocerca piceifrons (Central American locust)
Lineage: Eukaryota; Metazoa; Arthropoda; Insecta; Orthoptera; Acrididae
Gene: Pis
Product: CDP-diacylglycerol--inositol 3-phosphatidyltransferase
Exons: 6
Coding region: 191-838 (215 amino acids)
Biological process (GO): phosphatidylinositol biosynthetic process
Cellular component (GO): membrane; Golgi apparatus
Molecular function (GO): CDP-diacylglycerol-inositol 3-phosphatidyltransferase activity
Source: RefSeq, a predicted model, not a curated record
GGCAAUUGACGCGUAGGAAAGAGGCGCAACUUUUUGCAGGUGUACAAACGGAUUAUUUGUGUUGUAAAGAAAAGAUAAACAAGGUGCAACAAAAAAUUUCUAUCGGCGUACUUUCCAGCUUUUCAGGGUCGUGAAUUGUUUUAGUUAUUAUUUGCUGAUCACCUAAUAGUUGAAAGUUACUCAGCAAAACAUGGAGAAUGUUUUCUUGUUUGUGCCAAACAUCAUAGGUUAUGCAAGAAUUGUGCUUGCCCUUAUUUCAUUUUACUAUAUGCCUACAAAUCACAUUAUAGCUUCUUGGUGCUACAUCAUAAGUUCAUUGCUUGAUGCAAUAGAUGGACAUGCUGCCAGGUAUUUUAAUCAAAGUACAAAAUUUGGAGCCAUGCUGGAUCAGCUAACAGAUCGAUGUGGUACAAUGUGCCUAAUAGUUACAUUGAGCUACUUUUACCCACAACACAUGUUCUUGUUCCAAUUAAGUAUAACAAUUGACAUAGCUUGUCACUGGAUAUAUCUGCACACGAGUCUUCUUCAAGGAAAAGCGAGUCACAAGUUUAUUGACUUGUCUGGUAACCCAAUUAUGAGAAUCUACUACACAUCACGUCCUGUUCUGUUCUUUAUGUGUGCAGGAAAUGAAGCGUUUUAUGCUAGUUUGUACCUCUUGUAUUUCACUGAAGGUCCUGUAGUUGCAGGCCUGGGUCUCUUCCGUAUUGUAGCAUAUUUAACAGCACCUGUUGCUUUUGUUAAAGCACUUAUUUCUCUUCUUCAAGGAUAUGUAGCAUGUAAUAAUCUGGCGGCAAUAGAUCUUCAAGAUAGACAAGCACAGUUAACAAAAGAACAGUGAGCAAUGGCUCUUGCUUUCAUGAAUAUUAGUACUUGGAAAGUACUAGUGAAGCUACAACUGUGCAUUACAACUUACCUAGUCACUAAUGUGAUUUAGAAAUUCCAUUUUUGAUAGCAAGAAAGUCCUGAGUAAAUAUAAGAUGCUCUGUUAUAUUUUGAAACAAAAUACAAAUACCUUUGAAGGACUAAAUAUCAGUUUGAUUUGUAAUUUAUGAAAUGCAAGUUCUAAAUGCCAAAGAAGUUUUCACCUAAAAACAGUGAAUCAAUUCCUGAUGACGACACAGAUUCUGUUAUAUGUAGGUGACAGUUUUUCUUUCAUUGUAUUUAAUCGCAACUAGCUGAUUAAGCAGUGUUGCCUGGUUACUUAUUUUUCCUAGUCCUGUUUAAGGCAGGGAGAGGAAUGAAACCUAUACUUUUCCUUCCAGAUGUAAUAAUAAAUAAAUUCUUGGUAAACCCACUCUUGAGCAAGCAACGUGAAAUGGCCUGUAAAAGAAACAUGAUGACCUGAAACACUUCACAGUACUUAAUAGAGUGCCUCAGUGAUUUACUGUUUAUGAUCAAGAACACAAAUCUCAAUGGAAAUUGCUGUCUCUUUGAAUUAAAUGGGAGGGCCAUUGAAAUUAUGACUAACUUUCUUUAUGUUGCCCAGCAUCAUCUUUACAUACGAUCUCUCACAGAUUGAGGAUCCAUAGUAAAAUAUUUGAAUAUCCAAUUUUAAGUAAAGGACAGUGCGAUGGAAUUUCCCUUCUUUGCACCCCACUCCAUCACUAUGAGAGAGAUCUCAUCAGGGCACCAGUCCAGAUAGUAACCUUAGAAAUCUUUGGCUGUGACACUAAUUUUAAUUAUGUUUCCAUGUCACCCUCUUCCCAUCCCCACACAGCUAGCGGAUGUGAAAUUUCGUUGUAACUGUAACCAUCCAGAGGCUCUGGGUAUGAUGAUUAUUCUUCCAUGUUACCAUCUUCCUAUCCCACACUGAAGUGUGCUAGGCAUGCCUCAUCCCCAGUGAUUUUCCAUCAGGUUUUGUCCCAACUAUUGGGCUACUGGUCUAGACGUAAAGCAUGUUUUUCACUCUAUGUUUUAAUGUAGAGUUCAACCUCUCUGUGAUGUUAGGAGUCACUGAUUCCACAUUAAACUGUAGGUCCCCUCCUUUCUCUAGUUUGAUAACUGAGUUAAGUUAGGGGCAUGCAAGUCACUGAAGUGGCGUUUGUUUGGAAGACUUGCACCAGGUCAUUGAGCCACAUGAAAUAAUAAUUAAUGAUGAUGGUGAUAUCACUAUCACUUUUCAGAUAUUUUUAGAUGUCUAUCCUUUUUCUUCAAAUCCUACCCUCACUAUCAGAGGGCAACUGUCAUCAAUAAGUCUAUCAACUGUGAAAACUAUAAAUUCAACACUAAUAUCAAGCUUUUUCUCAAUUGUUUCUACAAGUCACUUCCUUCUCACCUCCAGUCCUAUUGGCACUAUGGGUGUCUUAGCCUGACAAAUUCCUAAAUUUAUCGAGGAUUUGAAGCUCUAGUUGAACAACUGAUCUCAGGAAUAUCACCACCACCAAUAUACAUUAUACAGUUAAGUGAGUGACCUAAUAAAUAUAUCACCUCUCUCUCUCUCUCUCUCUCUCUCUCUCUCUCUCUCUCUCUCUCUCACAUUAUAAACUGACAGUUACCAUGAGGACAUGUAAGAACUUUAAUUGACAACACUAGCUCAAUGAGAGGAGUGAAAAGGCACCACUAAGGCCAGUGUAAACAACAAAAAGAAAUAAAAAUAUAACUCUACAAUACCCGUGGAUGUAGUUAAUGUUGUAAAAAUAGACUAGUAAGUAAAUGUUUAACUGUUGUACAGAAGUGGUCAAUUUUUUGUUACAGUGCAAAUGACGAGUGAUAUUGCUAUUUGGUUUUACAUGUUAUGUUUAGAAAUUACAUUCCUAGUAAUUAUAACUAUUACUUUUUGUAUUAUUUUGUACUUUUGUCUUGCUCACCCAGUUUUUAAAUGCAUGUGCUCCAUUUAUUGUUUCAAUUGUGCA